CACCGCACACACCACACAGCACACGCAGCGCCGGGCACCGCACCAGGCACCGCACCGCGCCGGGUCACUUCUGUCCUGCCCCCAGCGGGUCCCGCUCCGCGCUCAGGAAUGCCACAGUAAGAGAAAGACAUGAAGUAUCUUUAAAGGAAUUCUGCUUUUGAUCAAACUGCUAAAAAUGGAUAUGAACACUAUUUUCUCCUUUGAGUUUUUGAUAAAUGGACAUUGACAUGGACUACGAAAGACCCAACGUUGAAACUAUCAAGUGUGUGGUGGUUGGAGAUAAUGCAGUGGGAAAGACUCGUCUGAUCUGUGCAAGAGCCUGCAACACAACCUUGACUCAGUAUCAGCUGCUGGCAACUCACGUCCCAACUGUCUGGGCCAUUGAUCAGUACCGUGUCUGCCAAGAGGUCCUCGAACGCUCAAGAGAUGUUGUGGAUGAAGUGAGUGUUUCUCUCAGGCUGUGGGAUACAUUUGGGGACCACCACAAAGACAGGCGCUUUGCUUACGGAAGGUCUGAUGUGGUUGUUCUGUGCUUUUCCAUUGCUAAUCCUAAUUCCCUGAAUCAUGUGAAAACGAUGUGGUAUCAAGAAAUCAAGCACUUCUGUCCCCGCACACCUGUCAUUCUGGUGGGCUGCCAGCUCGAUCUCCGCUAUGCAGACCUGGAGGCUGUGAACAGAGCCAGACGGCCUCUGGCAAGGCCGAUAAAAAGGGGAGACAUUUUGCCCCCAGAAAGAGGCAGAGAGGUUGCCAAGGAACUCGGGAUACCAUACUAUGAAACCAGUGUAUUUGACCAGUUUGGGAUUAAAGAUGUCUUUGACAAUGCAAUUAGAGCUGCCCUGAUCUCCAGAAGACACCUGCAGUUCUGGAAAUCUCAUUUGAAGAAGGUCCAAAAACCUUUGCUUCAGGCUCCAUUCCUACCUCCAAAAGCCCCUCCUCCAGUUAUCAAAAUUCCUGAGUGUCCCAUGCCGAGCAUGAAUGAAGCUGGAUAUUUAUUGGACAGCCCACUGUGUGCAGAUGUCAUGUUUGUUCUCCAGGAGCAGGACUGCAUUUUUGCUCACAAGAUUUACCUAGCUACCUCCUCUUCAAAGUUUUAUGACCUUUUCUUAAUGGAAUGUGAGGAAAGUCUGGACUUGGAUGAAACACAGUGUAAUAAAGAAAAUACAAAUAAGGAUGUUCAGACAAAUCACCCUGAGACAAAUAGUGACAGUGAUGAGAAUUCCUUGAAAACUGCUGAUGUUAAAAUUCCCCCACCAGAAAGUAGUGACUCUUUAAACAUGCUAGAACCCGAAUCUGGUGAAACAAACUCUGCAGCGAGAUCUCUGUCGUGCUGGGGUAAGGGAUUUGUUAGUGUGCACAAGGAAAUGCAGGUGAAUCCUGUCUCCAAUCGGACAUGUCCUGUAACUGUGGUAAAAAUGGAUUCAUCUGUGCAGGCCGGACCUUUUAAAACUGUUUUGCAGUUUUUAUACACAGGCCAACUGGAUGAAAAUGAAAAAGACCUCACAAGACUCGCUCAGAUUGCUGAAAUCUUGGAAGUAUUUGAUUUGCGGAUGAUGGUGGAGAAUAUUAUGAAUAAAGAAGCCUUCAUGAAUCAAGAGAUUACUAAAGCAUUUCAUGUCAGAAAAGCUAAUCGGAUAAAAGAGUGCCUUUGCAAAGGGACAUUUUCUGAUGUGACAUUUAAAUUGGACGAUGGAAGCAUAAAGGCCCACAAGCCACUGCUCAUCUGUAGCUGUGAAUGGAUGUCUGCUAUGUUUGGAGGAUCAUUUAUUGAAAGCUCCAACAGUGAGGUAGUUCUUCCCAACAUAAACAAGGCUUCCAUGCAAGCGGUUUUAGAUUACUUGUAUACCAAGCAACUAUCCUCCAGUCAGGAACUGGACACACUUGAGUUAAUUGCAUUGGCAAAUAGGUUUUGCCUUCCUCACCUGAUUGCUCUUGCAGAACAGCAUGCAGUACAGGAGCUGACAAAAGCCUCCAUGAGCGGCGUUGCAAUAGAUGGGGAAGUGCUCUCCUAUUUGGAAUUGGCACAGUUUCACAAUGCUAACCAGCUGGCAGCUUGGUGCUUGCACUACAUCUGCACCAACUACAACAGCGUUUGCUCCAAAUUCCGCAAGGAAAUCAAAGCUAAAUCUGCAGAUAAUCAAGAAUAUUUUGAGAGGCAUCGGUGGCCGCCUGUGUGGUAUUUAAAGGAAGAAGAUCACUACCAGAGGGUGAAAAAGGAAAGAGAAAAGGAAGAUGUUGCACUGAACAAACAUCAUUCAAAGCGGAAGUGGUGCUUCUGGAAUUCCUCUGCUGCAGUUGCCUGAACAAAGCAAAUAAGUGGAAAUCCAUAGCCAGAAAUUAUUCUUAUUUGUUAGAAAUAAGAUGUAGUUCAGGUUUUCAGGAAACUGUGUUCCAAGUGUGCAUUUAUUACUGCUAGGGUCAAAAGCACAAGCUCACUGAAAGUGAGCCUGGAACAGCUCCUCGAAGUCAUAUGUAUAUUUUUGACUGAUAAGCAGAUAAAUGUUGAGCAUUAUUACAUUUCUUUUUAUA
This is a messenger RNA of Neopelma chrysocephalum (saffron-crested tyrant-manakin), 2526 nucleotides long. RefSeq names its product Rho related BTB domain containing 1 (gene RHOBTB1). The transcript has 11 exons. Gene Ontology annotation, molecular function: GTPase activity; protein binding; GTP binding. Gene Ontology annotation, biological process: small GTPase-mediated signal transduction. Bases 216 to 2300 code for a protein of 694 amino acids. NCBI's taxonomy places the organism in Eukaryota, Metazoa, Chordata, Aves, Passeriformes, Pipridae. The record is from RefSeq and is a predicted model, not a curated record.